Molecule: messenger RNA, 3055 nt
Organism: Dufourea novaeangliae
Lineage: Eukaryota; Metazoa; Arthropoda; Insecta; Hymenoptera; Halictidae
Exons: 5
Coding region: 77-3055 (992 amino acids)
Molecular function (GO): protein binding
Source: RefSeq, a predicted model, not a curated record
AUCGUUCUUUGUUGUUUGCAGUUUAAUCAAGUUUAAUGCAAUUUAAUGGACACCUUCUGAGAACACGUUGUAAAGUAUGUCUGCUGUCUAUCCAGCUUUGCCAAAAUUGGCUGUCCGAGAUGGAUUUGAUGAAGAAGAUCUAACAGACAUUGAUGAUGAAGUAUUCAUCAGAGAUGGAAAAAAUGGAGGCCUAAAAUUAGAUGAUGAUGGAGGAGUUAAAAGACCUUUAAUGGCACCUCGUAGAAAGUGUAAAAAAUCAUAUAGUUUUGAGACAUAUAGAUUUUCUAGCAGAACUUGUUAUAUACCUCUUUGCUUUGGACUCAUGGCUUUGAUAAUACUGUUAAGCUUGAUUACAUUAUGUAUAUAUAUUGUAAAUAUAAUUCCUGUGCCAAUGUCCAUUUUAAAAAACUGGUUGUCUCAUGGUAUUGAACAAACAUUGAAUGAGUCUAAUAUUAUUCCAUGUACAUCACUUGCAACAAACAUUGUAUGGACUAAAUCACUACCAAAGCUAACAUCUGAAUCUCCACUGAGAAGCAGUGAUGUUAAUGAAGACGGAGUGGAAGAUAUCAUUGUUGGAUUUAGUACAGGAUUGGAUACAAUGGACACUCCAGAAUAUAUUUGUGUAUCCUACUUUGAUGGCCAAAUUCCAUGUUAUGGUGGAGUUUUAGCUUUGAAUGGUAAGACAGGCGAUACACUCUGGACACAUUGGACAGCUCAUGCAAUUUAUUCAGUUGAUUGUGGUUUGGAUUUAACAAAUGAUAAAAUCAAAGAUUGCAUUAUAUGUGGACAUGGUGGUAUACUUCAUGCAAUAAAUGGACAGGAUGGAUCUAGUAUAUGGGAAGCACCGGUUGAAGCAUUGCAACCUUCUGAGGAUUGGAAACUUGCAGAUAUUUAUGAUGCUAAAUUCAUUGCGGAUAUUGAUGGAGAUGAAGUUGGAGAUGUUAUUGCAUCUCAUACUAUACAGUCAACAGAAGUUCAAUUAAGUGAAAUUCUAAUAAUAUCAGGGAUAAAUGGAAGUAUUAUACAUAGUUCAAUUUUGCCAAAUACAGAGCAAUUAUUCUUAGCACCUCAGAAAUUAGUUCAUCCAGAUGGAGAAAGUAUUUUUGUCUUUGUAACUACUAGUCAAAAGCAAUCAGCAGGAGGAUUAUAUGUAGUUCCUCAGGUGAAUUUAAUGUAUGGUAACAUGAAAUUGCGAAAACUACAUCAUGAUACAGAAAGAGGAACUCCAUUGCCUCCAGUUUUAGUAGACAUCACCUUGGAUGGAGUUGAAGAUAUUGUUGCUGCUAUGUCUAAUUCUACAAUAAUAGUAUACAAUGGACUAACAUUUGAACCUAUUUGGAAUUAUACAGUUCCUAAUUCUAAAGUAAUAAGCAUACCUAUUCCUGGUUAUUACAAUGAUGAUAAUGUUCCAGACUUCAUGGUAAAACAUCAAAUAGGCUCAGACUUUACUACAUAUAAUUAUACUAUCACGACCAUUGUAGAUGGCAAAACUGGUAAACCUUUACUCGAGAAACCAAUAGAAGGUAGUUUGAGUAAACAAAUGUCCGGUUUGUCUGUUACUGUCGAAGGUUUUGGAAAUGAUUGGUUUUUACAUUGGUCAAUUGAAUGUUUAAAUUAUGAAGCAGAAAAAGAAAAAUACCAAUCACUUAAAACUGAGAAUCUUAUCAUUACAUUUGAAACACGUGCUGACAUUUGUAAAUUAAGAUUUAACUCUAGUUUGACUACAAACUUAUAUGCCUUGAGUCAACAUGUCGGACCACCUGGUAUAUCAUUGUAUUUCUCUGAUGACUUGAAUUCUAGAACAGACGCAUACGCAGAUACACCGUUUGUAUCCCAAAGAUCUCCUAAAACAUAUAAAAGUCGAAAUGAGAAAAACCAGUCAGGUAAUAUGAAUAAGGAACUUGAUAAAUCGUACGGUAAAUAUACAUCACAUAACAAAUUCGAAGCUACUGAUUUUCAAAAUGAAAAUCCAGGCAAUUUUAACGAUGAUUAUACUUGGAAGAAUGAAAAUAAAUGGACACAAAAGAAUGUAGAAAGUAAAGAUUAUGAUGGCUCAUAUUACGGUGAGAGUAAUAUUAAUGUAGGGGAAGAACAGUCCAUGGACUAUUCUCAGGCAGACCAAAUACGAGAACAAAGAAGCGAUACCAACAGCAUAUCCAUUACAGACUCUGGUAAGAAUAUAAAUAAUUCUAUAGAUGAUGUACUUAGUAAUGAAUCAAUUAUCAUAAACGAAACAAAUACAUUAGAACAAUUCAAUAAUUACGUUUCAAAUCUUGAUGUAGAAAUUGAUACAGAAAGUGACAUGAAAACUAUAAAUUUGAGAAAACGAACUGUUGAUUUUAAUCCUAACAUAAUGAAUAAUACUAAUACAUUUCAGGAAUUUGUUCAGACAUAUACCCAGAAGUCUCCUAAUGUUGUAGAAAAUAUGGAAGAAGAUGCCACUAUAGAAAAAAUCUUUAAACGAGAGUCACUAAGAAAUCAAAAUAAGGAAAAACUUAUUAAAGGAAAUUUGAAAAUUUUAGCAAAACUACCUAAUAAGGUACACCGGCAAAAGAGGAAACGAGAAACAGAGAUCGAAAAUAAUCGAAUGUAUCGGAUAUAUGGUAUACAGAAGCAACCAACGACUGGGAUAUUGUUACCCUCUACUUCAGAGUCAAUAGGCACGACUUCUGUGGAUUUGGUAUUUUCUACAUUUGUGUUAACAUCUUCUGAAAUACCAAAAAUGCUGAUACAAGAGGAUUUAGAUUGUAUUCAUAGGAAAAAGGUGCUUUCAGAGAAGAAGCUACAAUAUAAACACGAGGAUGAUUUUGUUAAAGAAUGUUUAGCUGAACGCGGUAUUAGUUAUAACAUGUACCAAGAAAUGACUGAUCGGGAAAAUUUAAAAAUUUCAUUUGGACAAAUGACAAUAUACAGAAUGAAACUGGAAUGUGCAUGUCCAGAGGAUAUGUUGCCUAAUGAAAGUUGUAAAAAUAUUUCUUUACAUCAGAGUUGGUCAGAAUACUUGGGUUCACAUGGAAAUGGAUAUUUUAAAACACUUCACAAAACACAGUCUUAA